Adineta ricciae is the source of this 1572-nucleotide messenger RNA. The record is from the annotation of a GenBank genome assembly. Lineage: Eukaryota; Metazoa; Rotifera; Eurotatoria; Adinetida; Adinetidae.
AUGUUGCAUCUGUUGAUAUUACUCUCGUUGCUUUCUUUUGCUCAUUCAAUUACCAUUGGCAAAAUUGCUAAUAACCUAAUGAUUGGAUAUGGGCAAGUUACUCUGAUGAGUGUUUCUCAAGAUCAAUGCAUAUGCGCAAUGCUGCAAUCAAAUACAUUUGCUUUAAACUAUUAUAAUAACAACAAUACGUGCACUUUGCUCAGUUAUAAUGGAAGUUCAAUUUUGCUGCAAUCUAGUAAUAACACUUUGUUUGUAUUUAUCAAUCAAUCCUCAGCUUUGGUUAAAGAUAUUAAAUUGAAUGGUCCAACUUCGCCUUUAAUCGAUGCGUUUUGGUCUUUCGAUAACACGUCCUACGACAGAGAUUUCAACUAUAAUUCGACACUCAACAAUGCAUCCUUCUGUCCAUCUUCCAUCACUGGACACGGCUCUGCACUAUGCUUCAAUGCUAGCCAAAAACAAGUACUUUCCAUUAAUCCUAACAAUCAUCUCAAUCUUUCAUUCACAAGUUUUACAUUUCACUAUUGGAUCUAUCUCUAUUCAACAGUUAGCAACGAUCAAGGAAUGAUUGGACAAUGUCAAUCAAUCAACCUCAACCAAUGCUUACAUUUGACAAUACGAGACAGCAAAGCUCGAAUUAGUUUUUACGGCAAUAUCUGCACCGGUAACACAACUGUCAAAAAUCAGACAUGGUAUCAUUUGGCAUAUGUCUAUGAUUAUUCACGUGCUACACAGCUCGUUUAUUUGAAUGGUAUGCUCGAUUGUAUCCAACAAGGUACAAGUACACCUCUCGCAAUCACCAAUCCUAGUUCUAUUCCACUGACGAUCGGCUACACGGCUCCAUUUACUCGAUACUAUUUCGAUGGUGUCAUCGAUCAUCUGACACUUGUUCAAUGGCCGAAGAAUGCCUCUGAGAUUCUCGAACAAGCAACACUUGUUGCGCACUAUGACUUUGAUGAUUCUUCUAUCGGUGAUCACGGACCGAGCGGAAUAUCUUCACUCACUUCCAAUACUACACUUGCCAACAACUCUCUUCUCUUCAAUUCAACCUCAUCCUAUUUUCAGUCAUCUGCUUUUGUCCUUCUCGCAAUCGGCAAUCGUUCCUACUCGUUGUGUCUUUGGCUUAAGCCAUUUCGAACAAACAAUAUCACGAUCUUACAUGUCUAUCAACUAAAUCAGACCAACAGUGUCAAAUGGUGUUCCAUUCGUGUGUCACUCAAUCAGCAAAGUCAACUUCGAGUGCAAGCUCGAUCAUCCACCGGGGUGGUCACUCUCCUAGGUCCUUCGAUCGGUACCAAUGUUUGGACACAUGUUGUUCAAACUUAUUCGUCGAUCAACGGUAUUCAGCUGUACAUCAAUGGUACGUUCUAUAAUAAAUCAUCAUCGUCUGACUAUCAAGGUGGAUCAAAGCCAGUGACAAUUCAACUGGGAGGAAGCUUAUCGAACGGUACGAAUGGAUCAUGCUUUGAUUGGACAAUCGAUGACGACGAAUAUGAAGGAUGGAUGGAUGAAUUUCGUGUUUAUUCAAGAGAAGUGACAUCGAAUGAGGUUCAAGCAUUAUCAAUCAGAACAUGA